Molecule: messenger RNA, 2289 nt
Organism: Acanthisitta chloris (rifleman)
Lineage: Eukaryota; Metazoa; Chordata; Aves; Passeriformes; Acanthisittidae
Gene: TIAM2
Product: T-cell lymphoma invasion and metastasis 2
Exons: 9
Biological process (GO): activation of GTPase activity; positive regulation of axonogenesis; small GTPase-mediated signal transduction
Cellular component (GO): synapse; membrane
Molecular function (GO): guanyl-nucleotide exchange factor activity
Source: RefSeq, a predicted model, not a curated record
AAAUUGUUGUUUUCCCUUGGAGGCUCCUUUCUGUAUUAUGCUGACCACUUUAAACUGUACAGUGGCUUUUGUUGAAACCCAAACCACAUCAAAGUUCAGAAAGUUCUUGAGAGAGCCAAAACAGAUAGUGCCUUUAAGGCUUUUUUGGAUGCUCGAAAUCCCACAAAGCAACAUUCUUCUACACUGGAGUCCUAUCUCAUAAAGCCUGUGCAGAGGGUGCUGAAAUAUCCUCUGCUUUUAAAAGAGCUGGUGUCUCUGACAGACAAUGAGAGUGAGGAGCACUACCAUUUGACAGAAGCACUGAAGGCAAUGGAAAAAGUGGCAAGUCACAUCAAUGAGAUGCAGAAGAUAUAUGAAGAUUAUGGCACUGUAUUUGACCAGCUGGUUGCAGAUCAAAGUGGAACAGAGAAAGAGGUGACAGAGCUUUCAAUGGGAGAACUUCUGAUGCACUCUACAGUUUCCUGGCUGAAUCCUUUCCCAUCACUUGGCAAAGCAAGGAAAGACCUUGAACUUACAGUGUUUGUUUUUAAGAGGGCUGUAAUACUGGUGUAUAAGGAGAACUACAAACUGAAAAAGAAAAUGCCUACUAAUGUGCGUGCUGCACAUAAUUAUGGUGACUUGGAUCCAUUUAAAUUUCGUUGGCUGAUUCCUUUAUCUGCUCUUCAAGUUCGACUGGGGAACACAGCAGGAACAGAGAACAGCUGUAUCUGGGAACUGAUUCACACCAAGUCAGAACUAGAAGGCAGGCCAGAAACAAUUUUUCAGUUGUGCAGCAGUGAUUCUGAGAACAAGACUAACAUUGUGAAGGUGAUCCGUUCUAUUUUGCGGGAGAAUUUCAGACGUCACAUAAAAUGUGAGCUCCCACUGGAGAAAACAUCUAAGGAUCGCCUUGUCCCACUCAAGAAUCGUAUACCUGCAACAGCCAAACUGGCUUCCACCAGAUCCUUGAAGGUACUGAAGAAUUCACCAAGUAGUGAGUGGAAUGGUGACCCAAGGAAAGGCACCUUCCAGGACUCCGAUGAGUGCAGCCUGAGCAGCAGUACUCAGAGCAGCAGCUGCCACACUUCAGAGAGUGUACAGGAGCCCAAAAAUUCAUCUCCUGAUAAACACGGAGAGCGCUGUGCAUCUGACUUUUCUAAUGUUCUUGUCAAAGAAUCUGAUAUUCUCAGUGAUGAUGAUGACGAGGACUAUCGGAGCCUAAAGAAGGGCAGCCCCACAAAAGACAUUGAAAUCCAGUUCCAGCGGCUGAAGAUUUCAGAGGAACCCAGUAUUGACUCUGAACGGGAUCAGGCUGCUGAAAAUGAGGAAGGAGAUGGCUUUGGGAUAGGACAGCAUCCAAAGCUUGUGCGUGGCCAUUUCUGCCCAGUGAAGAGAAAAGCUAACAGCACAAAGCGUAAUAGAGGAACUUUAAUGGCAAUGCAAGAACGUCACCAGUCCCUUGACAGUCACUCUGAUGCUGCAAACCUGGAUCUGAACUCUGUUUUAGAGAGAGAAUUUAGUGUCCAGAGUUUAACAUCGGUAGUUAAUGAGGACUGUUUUUAUGAAGCUGUGGAGAGGCAUGGAAAAUCCUAGCUUUCUAAGCACUAGAUUUAAAACAUUCAUUUGAAGUCCACAUAAAAUUCAACAAAUAUUUUGCUUUAAAACUAGUAAAUUCAUGGAAGCUGCAAGAAAAUUACUAUUCGAUUUUGUGCACUAAUACAUUUUUCCACAGAAACAGCUGUAAAGGAUUCUUAAGUUAUUUUAAUUUAUUGUGGAUCAAAAAUAGAUUAAGUUGGCCAAGGUCUGUAAAUUAGCUCAUCCCUUUCAAGCAGUUAUUAAGAUGAUGUAGUGUUCUUGGGGAGGGGAAGGAUGGCCUCGUUAGUGUUUUAAGUAAUGUGGAAAAGGUGCUAGUGAGUGGCAGAGGAGUUUACAAUGGAAAGUAGCAUUGCGAAAUGAAUUUUUAAAUACCUUGGGCAUUUUAUUACUUUGGUUUUCAUGUUUGCUUUAUUUAAAGCAGAACUAAGUUAUUUUAAUGUGUUUUAGUGCACAACAGUGCAGAAGUUUCCUUUUUGUAUGUUUCAAUGCUGUUUAUACUUUAUACAUAUGUGUAAAUAUAAAAACAAAGCUUGGCCUGUAAUCUUUUAUUUGGCUGUAUUUUUUAUUUUCUCUACACCAGCCUGUACAGUAAAAGACAAAUAAGUAAUUGUACUUAGCCAUGUUUUCUACUUUUUAUUGUGCUGCUUUUCUCUAGUUGGAGCUUUAAAUCCCAAAUUCUUUUCUUCUGCUCAAAUGAGAAGAGUAUUAGCAGAC